Peromyscus californicus insignis is the source of this 6176-nucleotide messenger RNA. RefSeq names its product Sp7 transcription factor (gene Sp7). Lineage: Eukaryota; Metazoa; Chordata; Mammalia; Rodentia; Cricetidae. The coding region runs from base 3418 to 4650 and encodes 410 amino acids. The transcript is spliced from 3 exons. Gene Ontology annotation, molecular function: RNA polymerase II cis-regulatory region sequence-specific DNA binding; DNA-binding transcription factor activity, RNA polymerase II-specific. The record is from RefSeq and is a predicted model, not a curated record. Gene Ontology annotation, biological process: regulation of transcription by RNA polymerase II.
UGGUUUUUCGAGACAGGGUUUCUCUGUGUAGCUUUGCGCCUUUCCUGGAUCUCGCGCUGAAGACCAGGCUGGCCUUGAACUCACAGAGAUCCGCCUGGCUCUGCCUCCCGAGUGCUGGGAUUAAAGGCGUGCGCCACCACCGCCCGGCUUCAUUCUCUUUCUUAUCCAAUCAGGUUUGAGUCCAACUCCCUCUCUCACUUUGUUGCUAGAGUCUAGAUUUUCCUCCAGCCUCAGUUUCCUGAUUGUCCUAUCCUCUGUUCUCUAAUGAUACGGUAAUUGCUGGAAAGCUUCCUUUUUCUUUUUCUUCUCUCUCUCUCUCUCCCUCUCUUUUUUCUGUGUAGCUUUGGAGCCUGUCCUGGAACUCUCUUUGGAGACCAGGCUGGCCUCGAACUCACAGAGAUCCGCCUGCCUCUGCCUCCCGAGUGCUGGGAUUAAAGGCGUGCGCCUAAGCUUCCUUUUCUUCUUCCCAGUUUCUUAGUUAAAGCCCUAGAAAUUCAACUAACACUCGGCCUUAGACUCCCCCACAACCACCACCAUGGAGGAGACUGCGAGGUCAUAGGAACGUCCCACCACGGGCACUUCCUUUUGGGCAGACAGACGGGUGGGGUGGCCCAUGUAAUCUUCGGACACAAUUAUGCCCUAUUUAUACUGCAUCCCCGCCCUCCACCUGCUGGCUGCUUUACCCUUCACCUCCUCCAGACCUGGCUGUUCCUCCAGCUUUUUUUCCCUUGGCCCUCUGAAGCCAUCCUGGCCUGUCUUUGUUCCUCUGUGUUUGUUCCUUUUACGGCGGUUUUUGUUGUUGCCUUUUCCUCUCUGCUUUCUCUGGGUUUGGUUUCGUUUUGUCUCUUUCAAAGCCAGGCAUCUGUCUAUUUGUCUGUGUGUUUGUUUCUUCUUUCUUUCUUUUUUUAUUGAGACAGGGUUUCUCUCUGUAGACCAGGCUGGCCUCAAACUCACAGAGUUCCUCCUGCCUCUGCCUCCUGAGUGCUGGGGUUAGAGGUGUGUGGCACCACAUCCAGCUUUAUUUAUUCUGAGACAUGGUCUUACUAUGUAUCCUUGGCUGUCCUAGAACUUGCCAGGUAGACCAGGCUGGCCUUGAACUCACAGAGAUCCACCUGCCUCUGCUUCCCGAGUGCUGCGAUUAAAGGCUCCUCUUCUCUUUCUUAGGCCCUCUAAUCCCUCUUCCGGUUCUCAUGGACAAUUUCCUGUGCUCUUGUGUCCUCUGUGCUUUCUGGUUUUUCUUUUGCUUUGCUCCUUUGUCCGACAGCCACCUGGUUCCCAGUGAUUCCCUUAAAUGUUUCGUUCACAGGGUUCCUUUGUGAAAUGUGUUAGAGAAAAAGCGAGAAAGGGAGAGAGAGGAGAAGGAGACUGGAGAUGAAAUUAAACCCAGGGCCACACAGCUCACCCCUUAGCGUGCCCUCUACCACUGAGUUAUGUCCUCAGCCCUCUCUGGGGAGAUCAGAUGUGGGAGUUGGGAUCCAAGAACGCGUGAGUCCUCCCUGAAUUCUGUUUCUGCUUGCAGCUCAAACCGCCAUGUCCCUGAACCUCCCUCACCAUCCUUCUCUCCGUUUUGUCUUUGAAGAGCUGUGAGGUCAGAAGGAACAAGAAAGUGGGUUCUCUCCCCCCACAAAGAGAAAAUGAGGGCUGCUGGAGAGUAAAGUGAGCAGGAAAGGACAGGCAAGGCUGGUUGAGGACAGAGGAGUGGGGGGGGGGCGCUGACUUGUGAGGUCCCCCUUCCCAGAUGGGGCCCCUCACUGGGCAGAUGCUAUUUAAAAAAAAUUACAUAUGUAUUUUUAUUUUAUGCGCAUUGGUGUUUUGCCUGCAUGUGUCUGUGUGAGGGUGUUGGCAGGUCCCCUGGAGUUACAGAAAGUUGUGAGCUGCCAUGUGGGUGCUGGGAUUGAACCCAGGUCCUCUGGAAGAGCAGACAGUGCUCUUAACCACCGAGCCAUCGCUCCAGCCCUGACAGAUGCUAUGCUUACCACUGUCCAGUCCUCUCCAUGAACUUAUCCUAGGGCCAAGGCAUCAGUUAAUAAGUACUUUAGAUUUCGCUCUCUCAACUUGAUCGACAUUCCUUCUCUUUCUCAUCUACGAGGGAUCCAUCACAGUUGGAAGUCCUGGUCCAGCACCAGCGUAAGUCCUUUCUGUAAAGGGAAUUGCUACAUGGCCAUUGAGAAGGAAGCCAGGAAGUCCCACCCAGGGAAGCAUGAUGACUUCUGAGAGGAGCCACCUGACGAAGGAAGAGGGCAUCAGGAAUGGCAACUGGAAAAUCAGAGGGAAGGAGAGAAGCUAGAGAAUUCUUGGGACUAAUCUGGGGGGAGAUUAAUCCCAAGAGGCUAAGUAAGUGUGGGCAUGAAUGAGUUGACCCAAUGGGCUUCUGCUCUGACCCUCACUCCUGCUCACCUUAAAUCUGUCUCCUCAGGCUCCAGGUUCUGCCCUACAAACUGAGGUGGGCCGAGGUCUCAUCCCCUAACAGUGAAAUUGAGGUCACCCUCCUCUGCAAACUGUGCUAUGUUUAUUCACGCCCCAUCGCUUGCUCCAGGCUGGCUCUAGAGCCCAGCUCACUGACACGUAAAGUUUGGGCAGUAGACCAGUAUCCCUCCUAUUUCACACAAUGUACGUACACACACACACACACACACACACACACACACACACACACACACACACGCAUGCACGCACAGUGCCACCCUGAUCUUGUGAGCACACGAAAGCAUCUCCGUUGCCGCCUUGGGGGUGGUGGGUGGCAGUGUAGGUGCCCCAUUGUGCCAUCAUACUCACUCUACGUGAGUUUGUCAGUGUUCAUUCACCACCGUGACAGUCCCCAUGUGGGUAGCAGUAUGUGCGUGUGCAUGCAUCAUCCCCGUGUCUGUCCAUGAGUGUGUAUGUCAGUGUGUUCCAGUCUCUCUGUGUGUCGUCCCCAAUCCCCCAUCCCCCCCCCCAGAUCUCUAAUUAGUGGUUUGGGGUUUGUUCCUUUUCCCUCCUGUUCCUUCCCUCAGCAGAGGAGCGGCGGCGGCAGCAGCAGCCUCAGCAGCGGCGGCGGCAGCAGCAGCAGCAGCGGCGGCGGCAACAGAAGCUGCUGCCGCGCCACUGAGUAGCUGCAAGGACUCGGAGUCAGAGUAGGAUUAUAGGAUUGGAUCUGAGUGGGAACAAGAGUGAGCUGGCCUGGGAGAGGAGCAGAUCCCUCCCAGCGCCCUCGGGCCACCCAUUGCCAGUAGUCUUCGUGCCAGAGCUCUUGAGAGGAGACGGGACAGCCAACCCCAGACUCUCCAGGUACAGAUGCUGAGCAGCCCUGGGGGAUUGCCCACAGAUGCCUAUUGGACUUCUGGGCCUAAGGAUGGCGUCCUCUCUGCUUGAGGUAACUGUUUCCGCCUCUUCCCAGGAAACCAGGAAGAAGCUCACUAUGGCUCCAGUCCCCUGGCCAUGCUGACGGCGGCUUGCAGUAAGUUUGGCGGCUCCAGCCCUCUGCGGGACUCAGCGGCACUGGGAAAAGGAAGCACAAAGAAGCCAUACUCUGACCUUUCAGCCCCCAAAGCCAUGGGGGAUGCCUACCCAGCUCCCUUUUCCAGCACCAACGGUCUCCUCUCACCGGCAGGCAGCCCUCCAGCCCCAGCCUCUGGCUAUGCCAAUGACUAUCCACCCUUUCCCCACUCAUUUCCUGGGCCCACUGGCGCCCAGGACCCUGGGUUACUGGUACCCAAGGGGCACGGCUCUUCUGACUGCCUGCCUAGUGUCUACACCUCUCUGGACAUGGCACACCCCUAUGGCUCCUGGUACAAGGCAGGCAUCCAUGCAGGUAUCUCACCAGGUCCAGGCAACACACCUACUCCUUGGUGGGACAUGCACCCUGGGGGUAACUGGCUAGGUGGAGGGCAGGGCCAGGGUGAUGGGCUGCAAGGGACACUGUCCACAGGCCCUACUCAGCCUCCACUGAACCCCCAGCUGCCUACGUACCCAUCUGACUUUGCCCCACUUAAUCCAGCACCCUACCCAGCGCCCCACCUCCUGCAACCAGGGCCCCAGCAUGUCCUACCCCAAGAUGUCUACAAGCCCAAGGCAGUUGGCAAUAGUGGGCAGUUGGAGGGAAGUGGUGCGGGCAAGCCCCCUCGGGGUGCGGGCACCGGGGGCAGUGGUGGAUAUGCCGGCAGUGGGGCAGGGCGUUCCACUUGCGACUGCCCCAAUUGUCAGGAGCUAGAGCGGCUCGGGGCAGCAGCGGCUGGGCUGCGGAAGAAGCCCAUUCACAGCUGCCACAUCCCUGGUUGCGGCAAGGUGUACGGCAAGGCUUCACAUCUGAAAGCCCACCUGCGCUGGCACACUGGCGAGAGGCCUUUCGUCUGCAACUGGCUUUUCUGCGGCAAGAGGUUCACCCGCUCGGACGAGCUGGAGCGCCAUGUGCGCACUCACACCCGGGAGAAGAAGUUCACCUGCCUGCUCUGCUCCAAGCGCUUUACCAGGAGCGAUCACUUGAGCAAACACCAGCGCACCCACGGGGAACCAGGCCCGGGGCCGCCCCCAAGUGGCCCUAAGGAGCUGGGGGAGGGCCGUAGCGUCGGUGAAGAAGAAGCCAGUCAGCCUCCCCGAUCUUCCACCUCGCCUGCACCCCCAGAAAAAGCCCCUGGAGGCAGCCCGGAGCAGAGUAACCUGCUAGAGAUCUGAGCUGGGUAGAGGAAGGUCUCCAGCUCCAGGGUCCUCUUGCCAGGCUCUCUUGGUGUGGGGGAGCACUGCUGCCCCCCCCCCCCCGCUCUUUCCUAUGCAUGCUAUACUUUGGGGCUCUCUGCCUUCCCCUGGACCUUCCUAGCUUGGUUGUCUCCUUAGCUCGCUUCCCUUUGCCGCGAGUCUUAGGCAAACUCCUCUCAAGCCCCUGCUUGUGUCUAGUCCUGUGCUCUGGCUUCCUGAACUUUCCCCUCCCUGCCCGGCUCACAGCUUCUCUUACUUUCCUCCGGUUUCCCGUCACUCUUUCUUUUCUGCUUCCCAACCCUGUUUGCCACCUCCCCACCCCACCCCCGCAGCUUCAGGCUGUUCCAGACUUCCCCUGGGCUUUCCAGUCCCUUGAGCCUUUUUUUUUUUUUUAAACGAACACAAUGAUGAUGAUGAUAAUUUAUUGCCCCCUGGUGGUUCUUCAUUAGGAAGCCGAGUUAGGGAGAUUGGCGUUAGUAACCUGGCCGGGAGCAGAGUGCCAAGAAGGGGGCAGACCAACGGGGAUCGGAUCCCAAAGAUGGGGUGACCCCAGGGUCAGGGAGGCUGCCCCCAGCCUUGAGUACUUAGCCCCUAUGCACCCAGGAGUAAAGAAUAGUAAUAAUAAUAAUUCUAUUUAUCUAAGUUAUGAUGACGGGUCAGGUAGAGUGAGCUGGAGAGGGAAGGGGAUCUUUUUUUUUUCUUUCUUUUGGCUAAGGAAAUUCUAGUCAAAUGCAUCUCUGCAUAGACAAAACGAUAGUGGAGAUCUUGUUCAUAGAUCUCUGUCAUCGAGGUCUCAGUGUGGUUUCUUUUUCAGUGGAGUUUUUAAAAUUGGGUUGUUUGAGUUUAUGUGGGUGCCUCUCAGUAAGGUCACUAAGAUCCCCAGCCCCCGCCAGAAGCUGUGAAACUCCAAGUCGUACGGAGGGGAGGACUGGACUGUACCCCAGCUCUCUUGACCUCAGGGCAGGUUCUUCCACUAACCCUCUCCUCAUACCCUGUGACCUCAUCAGGCUCGUCCCCUGUUGUCAUGGUUAUGGAGAACUUGCAGCUGCCAUGUUAAAGAUGUCCUUUGGGGGGAAGCCCACCUAACGGGAGGACUUUGGUUUGGAGGUGCCCCUUCUGAGAAACAGGUGGGGAAAGGCUUUCUCUGGGAUCAAAUCCAAGUACAUCAAGUAUUUAUUGAACGCCUACUAUGUGCAAGGCCUGGUGCCUAGAAGCCAUGAGAAAGAAUUUAUAGCAGGACAGAGGUCCCUAAACGGAUUUGGGGCACAUCACAGGCCCCCAGUCUAGGAGUUUCCACUCCAUUCCAAUGACUUUUAAAAGCCGCUUGUGCCUUUGAAUGCCUUUCCUGAGACUAUUGGAUCUUCCUGUUCUGUCCCUGCUCCUUCGAGGCCCCAAGACAAAGGGUAAAGCCAGUGGAGUCUGGGAAGAGCAUCAUAACAUUGUUGAAAGGAUCAUCCCCUUGUGGAGUCUUUCUUUUUUUUUAAUUUAAUAAAUAAAAGUUCGAU